AUGGAGAUCAAAGGCAGAUUCGCUUCUCCUUCAUCAUUUUCAUUCCCAAUAUCAUUGAUCCAAAUCUUUGCAAUAGGCAGCCUAAUAAUAAUUACAUCCAAAGCUUAUGCUAAUCCAAACAUCAACACAGACCAAUCAGCCCUUGUUGCUCUAAAAUCCCACAUCACAAAUGACCCAUUUGGCAUUACAACAAACAAUUGGUCAAUAACAACCUCAGUUUGCAAUUGGGUUGGCAUAGAAUGUGGUAGCAAACACAAUAGAGUUACAAGUUUGAAUUUUUCUUUUAUGGGUCUUACUGCUUCAUUUCCUCCUGAACUGGGAGCUCUGUCUUUCCUCACUUACAUUACCAUAAAAAACAAUAGCUUUCAAGGUCCAUUGCCUGUUGAGAUACUCAAUUUGCGUCGCUUGAAAUUGUUUGGUAUUGGAAAUAAUGAGUUUAGUGGAGAGAUUCCGGCGUGGUUGGGGCAACUGCCUAGAAUACAAAGACUGUUGCUUUAUGGUAAUCGUUUCUAUGGUUCCAUUCCUGUAUCCAUUUUCAACUUGACUUCUCUACUCACGCUUAAUCUUCAAAAUAAUCAGCUUUCGGGAAGAAUACCAAGAGAAGUUGGAAACCUGACGAUGCUUGAAGAUUUACUUCUUGAUGGUAAUCAGCUCACAGAAAUCCCAUCGGAGAUCGGAAAACUUGGAAGAUUGAAGACAUUGAACUUGGAGAGUAAUUUAAUCUCAGUCCCAAUUCCAGAGGGGGUCUUCAACCUUUCGUCUCUCAUCGCAUUGGAUCUAACAAGAAAUAACUUCACCGGGGGGUUACCGGACGACAUUUGUGAAAAUCUUCCGGCGUUGAAAGGCUUGUACUUAUCCGUUAACCACCUCUCCGGCAGACUUCCGUCGACGCUGUGGCAGUGUGAAAAUAUUGUGGAUGUAGGAAUGGCAGAUAAUGAGUUUACAGGAAGUAUACCCACAAAUUUUAGGAACUUGACUUGGGCGAAGCAGAUCGUACUCUGGGGUAACUAUUUGUCAGGUACCAUUCCAAUCAAAGGUCGCAAAUAUAUGGAUUACAUUCAAGAAAUUAGCAUAUAUAACCAUAAAAUUAAAAAAUUACAAAUAUAA
Cucumis melo (muskmelon) is the source of this 1107-nucleotide messenger RNA. RefSeq names its product probable leucine-rich repeat receptor-like protein kinase At2g33170. Gene Ontology annotation, molecular function: protein binding. Lineage: Eukaryota; Viridiplantae; Streptophyta; Magnoliopsida; Cucurbitales; Cucurbitaceae. The record is from RefSeq and is a predicted model, not a curated record. The transcript is spliced from 3 exons. The coding region runs from base 1 to 1107 and encodes 368 amino acids.